CCUUCGAGACGUGUCAAGCGAGUCGAUAGUGUGGACGGAAAUACGAAUGGAUCUAUGUCCCGUGCAUUAUCGUCGCCGUCCGAAAAAAAUCCCUCCGACCUCGGCAGCCCUCGAGUAGUACCCAACGGACGGGGUUCUGAGUCGAGAGAAUGGAGUAAUCCACCGGUAGGGCCCGUGGAAGACAUCCUGCCGCCACAGGAGUUGAUCGAAGAAGCAUGCGACAUAUUCUUCGUGCGCAUUAAUCAGUGCGCUUUCCUACAUAAGCCCACGUUCAUAGCCAGACUGCGCGAUCCCGCAAGGGUCGUCAGUUCCGUCCUCAUAUAUGCAAUAUGCGCAUCCACAUAUCGGUUCUCCCCUGGUCUGGUCCAGUUCUGCGGCUCUUGUAAACGUCCACCGAGCUACUUUGGAGACAGGGCUAGAGCGCUCUUGUUCGAAGCUUUGGGCGAACCUACGCUGGAGGCGUGCCAAGCUGCGUAUUUACUGGGCAUAGCAGAUUGGGGAGCAUGCAAAGGCAAACGUAGUUGGAUGAUCAUGGGCAUAGCGGCAAGGAUGGCAUUCCUUUUGGGCCUUCACAAAGAAGAAACUCACGCGGUUCCUCCUGGCUCUCCGCGAGACCAGAUCAUCGCAGCCGAAGAAGCGCGACGGACAUUCUGGACGCUCUACAUCAACGAUCGGUCCAGCAGUAGCGGCGGCUGCCGUCCUUCUGCCAUCCUUGCCAGCGAAGUGAGCGCGCGAUUGCCCUGCGACGAAGACAGCUUCGCGUUCGGGACGCCCACACCACCGUAUUACCUCGCGGAGUUCCACAGACCGCCCCUCCAGCCGAAUGGGAGCCCCGUGGAUAUGGGUAUGAUGGCGUAUAUGGUGCAAGUGGCUGAGCUGUGGGGAAGAGCCGCUCGGCGGGCAUGCAACACCGACCGGCUGCAGGGCGAGAAAGUGCCUCCAUGGGAUAUGCAGAGCGAGUAUUCCAUUCUGAAAUCUGAUUUGAAUUACUGGAGGAGUCAAUUGCCUAAUCGACAGCAAUACAGUCGUGGCAACCUCUCGGUGUACUAUCAGCGCGGGCUAGAGACCGCUUUCACUUGGAAUCAUGUCGUUCACAAAGCCGCGGAGGUGAUCUUGCGUCGUGCAUAUCUGCCAUACAUCAUCCGCGCUCUUGCCCCGGAGACCUCGGGGCUAUCACUUGAUUCGCUGGAAGCUCCCUGGCAGGGCGAUGUGACGCCUGCUCCCCAUUUCUGGGUCCAGUGUGGCAAAGAGAUGUUCUAUGCUGCAAUCGACUUGAUCACGAUCAUCAUGGACUUCACAACGCUGACACAUUACUCGGGACUUUCUCCGCACCUAGGGUUUAGCACAUUCCUUGGUGCAGCAACUUUAAUGUAUGCUUGGCGAUGGCCGUGGCUAUUUCCAGAACGAUCUAUGGAAGUUCCCCAGUUGGUUUUAGCGUCUACGGAUAUCCUAGCGACGAUGACCCCAACUUGGCCGAUGGCACGUCACUGGGUUAAGCUACUUCGUCAGCCCAUCAAGAAGCGUAUCGACGAAGCUGUCCAGGACGACAUCGCGACGGAUCAGAGGGAAGGCAUAUAUCGUCAAGCGUCGUCCCUCGAUGACGAUGGCAGUGGGAACAAUUCCGGAGACGAGAUGCUCAGCGGAGUAUCCCUUGCGGGGAAUGGCACAAACACGCCCAGAUCACCGAACGACCAUUCGCCUGUCGCACCUGCCCUUCAUACGCUGGCGAUGGCAGCCGCAGGAUCGGUGGUGGAGGCACCCUCCCCCAUGCAGUCUCAGCCUCCUAUGCCGAUGAUGCACCCAGGUCAAGUACACCCGCCGAUGGCCCAUAUGCUCCCUCAGGCCCCCCCGCAACAUCAACAGGGCCAGGAUUUCACGUCAUAUUCCUUGCUCGGGCCUCAUUCCGAGAUGCCUUUCGGCGAUCCGAGCGGCCACCAAUCCUUCAAUGACGUUCUCGCAUUCAUGGAAGGUGCCGAACAGUGGGCGUAUCCUCCUCCACCCCCCACUUAGGCAGGCCUGCCCUUCAUGCGCCGCAUAUAAUUUACAAAAUACCUAGCGGGAGACAUCUCUACUGUACAUAUUUCUUGGAUGGCUUACCGCUGCGUAUCCGCUUGUACUCUCCACAGCUUUAUAGGGACUGUAAGUUUGGUAUUCACAGGUCUUUCCAGUUGAAUCUGUCC
This is a messenger RNA of Gloeophyllum trabeum ATCC 11539, 2180 nucleotides long. RefSeq lists its product as uncharacterized. Gene Ontology annotation, biological process: DNA-templated transcription. Gene Ontology annotation, cellular component: nucleus. Lineage: Eukaryota; Fungi; Basidiomycota; Agaricomycetes; Gloeophyllales; Gloeophyllaceae. The transcript has 9 exons. Gene Ontology annotation, molecular function: DNA binding; zinc ion binding. The record is from RefSeq and is a predicted model, not a curated record. Bases 55 to 2010 code for a protein of 651 amino acids.